This is a messenger RNA of Mytilus trossulus (common blue mussel), 483 nucleotides long. RefSeq lists its product as uncharacterized. The transcript has 2 exons. The record is from RefSeq and is a predicted model, not a curated record. Bases 1 to 483 code for a protein of 160 amino acids. Gene Ontology annotation, molecular function: protein binding. NCBI's taxonomy places the organism in Eukaryota, Metazoa, Mollusca, Bivalvia, Mytilida, Mytilidae.
AUGUGCCUUGAAAUGCAAACUAAUGCUUUACCCUUGACACAGACAUUAAAAGCUUUAUGUCACCAUGAUAGUGGUCAUGGUUCAUUUACUGCAUUUACAGCCACUUUAAAUUCGAAUAGUAUAAAAUGGAGAAAAGGAGAUAUAGUGAAAUACACCCGUGUCCUCACUAAUAUUGGCAACACUUACAAUACCCACACGGGUAUUUUUACUGUAGUUACGGAUGGUGUUUACGCUGUGUCAGCUGCUAUGAUAGGAGGCCCAAAACAUCAAACCACUCAUUAUUCUAUCAGGAAAAAUGGACACGUGAUGGUGUGGCUAUUCACUGGUCCGAAAUUCGACAUGGCAGCCCAAACCAUCAACCUUGCACUGAGGAAAGGAGACAGACUUUGGAUUGUACUGGAAUGGCUUCCCGUUCUCAUUUCUCAUAUUGUACAUCCUUAUCAUCAAUUUAGUGCAGUUCUGAUAAAGCCAGGAAAAUUUUGA